ACCCUCUCUAGUCUAACAUAAACUCACUAUCAUCAUGUUCACCCGCCUCUCUACUGGUGUCUGUGUUCUCCUUGGCUUGACGGCCCUUCUGGGCGUCAACGCUGGAGUAGUCCCAGUUGCUCGCGACGUAGAAGUAGGCAGCUAUGGUACAUCAGCACUUUAUGCAAUCAUAAGAGAUACAGAACUUGACAAGCGUGUCGUGGCGCGAGAGACUGAGCUGACGUCCGGGUUUGACACAAAGAGGGACACGGAGCUGACCUCUGGGUUCGAGACAAAGAGGUCGGAUUCCGGGUACAUAUGGGGCGGAGGGUAAAAGACGUCCGGGUACGACACGUAUGUUGAACGACUCUAGGUUACGCUGGAAAUCCGAUUCUGUCAGUUGUGCUGGUGGAACUGGCAGAAUCGCCACUUGGAAAUUCUGUAAAGCAAUUUAAGCUAGUGUAUUACGCAAACGAGGA
Suillus paluster is the source of this 458-nucleotide messenger RNA. RefSeq lists its product as uncharacterized. The record is from RefSeq and is a predicted model, not a curated record. Lineage: Eukaryota; Fungi; Basidiomycota; Agaricomycetes; Boletales; Suillaceae. The transcript has 4 exons. Bases 35 to 313 code for a protein of 92 amino acids.